Racocetra persica is the source of this 145-nucleotide messenger RNA. NCBI's taxonomy places the organism in Eukaryota, Fungi, Glomeromycota, Glomeromycetes, Diversisporales, Gigasporaceae. The record is from the annotation of a GenBank genome assembly.
UCAGCUAAGAUUUAGUGUUGUACGAAAGCACGUUAGUAUGUCUCGUAAUAUUUCAAGAAUAGGAAAUUCUUUUCAACGAAUUUUUAUUCAAAUGAACGAUUAUUCUAAGCUCAAACGAAAGCUAAGGUUAGUAGCAGUCAUUUGA